UUGUCCCGAUAAGACGUAUGUGUGGUUUUCCAAUUUGCUUACAGGCCGGACGCUUUCACCGGGCAACACAGAAAUACAACUGCAACACACAAUGUGCGAGGCACCCAUGUUUCACACCUACUAUGCGCCUGCUCUGUAACGACGACGAAGCAUAUAUAGGUAGCUCAUCAAAACUAGCUCGUCUUGAAAAGUGUCUUUCCAGUACACAGCAAUAACGACGUUAGCUUAGCAUAGCAUCCGGUACAUUUUCCAGUAACACUCGGAUCUAAAAACGAUAUGAAGGGGUGGAUGUGACAGUCAUAUCGUGUGCCUUAAUCGACCAGCGUUAAAGUGGAAGUUUUUAUUUUGAAAAAAAGAAAAAUGUUCAACGGUGGUUUACCGGCACGUUUAUGUUAGCCUGCUAAUGCUAGCUAACUAGCAGUCUGGCUAAAAGGAAUACAAGUCACCAGACUGAUAGGAAGCAGCCAAGAUUAGGGUGAACUUGAAGCAAUGGAUGGCAACUUGGAAGCCACCUCGGAGCGAAUUCUGCUGGAACCGUACAAGUACUUGUUGCAAUUACCAGGAAAGCAGGUGAGGACAAAACUAUCCCAAGCAUUUAACCACUGGCUCAAUGUUCCAGAGGACAAACUGCAGGUGAUCAUCCAGGUGACUGAGAUGCUGCACAACGACAUCAAACGAUACUGUGUGGACUACCUGGAGAAGGUAGGCUCCUUUGCCUACACCCGUCAGACUCUGCGAGACCUGGAGGCGGAGGUCUACCGCCUCAUUGGGGAGUUUGGGGGAAACCCUCAACUGGAGAGCCUUGUCAAACACCUCAGCCAAAUGCACCGUGAGGCUGAAGCCACAGCAGAGUCCAGUACUGAGCCAGACUCCAACCAAAACCACUGACCUCAUCCACCAUGGCUCACAUUCUAGCCCUGCACACUCCACUAGCACAGAAGCUUUGCUAAUACUCUGAUGCAGAUAUAUACAUAUAACCAAAAGCUCAAAACACAUACCAGUAUGGUAAAUUCAAAACAUUCAUUGAGUUACAAUUCAUCAUUAAACUUGGGAAUUCUGGUAGACAGCUCUGACUGCAUUCAGCAGCCAUGUACGAGCCAGCAAAGCAGCUCCAAAUGUUGCCUUUCUGUUUUGUGUGCUAGAUGGCAACCUUCAAGUGUUGCGUAACAAAAUACACAUACCAAUUUUUGUAUCCAAUUGUAGCUUUUCAGUCAGUGGAA
Messenger RNA from Etheostoma cragini (Arkansas darter), 1220 nucleotides. It is a transcript of the gene ggps1, whose product is annotated as geranylgeranyl diphosphate synthase 1. The coding region runs from base 490 to 888 and encodes 132 amino acids. The record is from RefSeq and is a predicted model, not a curated record. The transcript has 5 exons. Gene Ontology annotation, molecular function: prenyltransferase activity. Gene Ontology annotation, biological process: isoprenoid biosynthetic process. NCBI's taxonomy places the organism in Eukaryota, Metazoa, Chordata, Actinopteri, Perciformes, Percidae.